AUGGGUUCACAGAGACAAGGCGUAUGGGAAGGAAUUCCUAAUGUUAACUACGAGAGGGAACAGGAAACGUUUAGGGCUACCAUGAACGACGUGGCUGAAGUAGUGCGUGAAGCUGCUGUAGGAGUGGCUAGGGCUGUUGAACGUCUCGGAGUGAGAAAUGGGAACGAGAAUGAAUACGGAGAAGAUAAUAGAAACGAUGAGAAUAACUUAGGGCAUCCUGAAAGACCUAUGACCCUUGCGACCUUUCUGAAGGUUAAUCCGCCUAAGUUCAAGGGUACACUCGUUGCGACUGAUGCUGAUAACUGGUUUCGAGGUAUUGAACGAUCACUGAGGGCGCAGCAUGUUCCGGAAGGACAACACGUGGAGUUUGCUAUUUAUAUGCUCGAGGGAGAAGCUGAGUACUGGUGUCAGGGGAUACAGCGACUGCUACAACAGAAUGAAAAUAACAUUCCUUGGGAUAUCUGUAGGGACGAAUUUUAUAAAAAGUAUUUUCCGGGAGCAACACGAGAUGCUAAGGAGAUGGAGCUUAUGCAGCUGAGGCAAGGGGAUAUGACUGUUGCUGAGUAUGCUCGUAAUUUCGAUGAUUUGUGUUGUUUCUCUAAGAUCUGUCAAGGGGAUCCUGCUGACCUUGAAGAAUGGAAGUGCUUGAAGUUUGAAGGAGGCCUUUGUGUUGAUCUGAUGAGUUCAAUAGUUUCGCUGGAGAUACGUAAUUUUUCCGAAUUAGUCAACAAGAGCAAGUUAGUGGAAGAAUGUAUUAAGAAAGUGACUGUGGCCAAAGUGAGUCGCCAAGGAUUUCCACCAAGGCGUCUUAGCAAUCAUCAGACAGCUGGGAGAAGGGUGCAUUUUAAAGCACGUGGCAUACGACAGCGUAAGAACCUACAAGUUGGUAACAUUACUGAUCGCCGUAUGGGUGAGAAUGGAGGUAAAGUAAGGCAAGAGCAUGAUAACAGGUCUUGCCAGUUUGGAUCACCUAACUGCUAUGCUUGUAGAGAACUUGGACAUAUUGCCAAGGAUUGUCCAAAGGGAUUUACUCGAAAUCCAGUUAGCACUCAACAACAAGGACGAGUGUUUGCUAUCACUAUUGACGAUGUUGUGCAAUCGAACACCCUCAUUCAAGGUCAGGUUAUGUCAAGAAUCGAUUUCUAA
Messenger RNA from Arachis stenosperma, 1146 nucleotides. RefSeq lists its product as uncharacterized. The transcript has 2 exons. Gene Ontology annotation, molecular function: zinc ion binding; nucleic acid binding. The record is from RefSeq and is a predicted model, not a curated record. NCBI's taxonomy places the organism in Eukaryota, Viridiplantae, Streptophyta, Magnoliopsida, Fabales, Fabaceae. The coding region runs from base 1 to 1146 and encodes 381 amino acids.